AUGUCACACCAAGCCUGGCAGCUCUCUGGAAAGUGGUGCCGUUGGUCCAGUCCCUUUAUCCAUCUCCUCACACUGACUGUGGUGACAUUCAGUGUGCUUGCACCUUUGAUUUGUCACCGGCUGCUCCACUCUUACUUCUAUCUGCGGCGCUGGCACCUGAACUCCAUGAGCCAGGAGUUCCUGGAGCAGAACCAGCAGGAGGGCCAGGCUGCCCUCCACUACUUUGAGAAUCUGCAGAUACCAAAUGCCUCUGACACCUCUGGCAGUGACUCCUCCCAGCCCUUGCUGCUGAUCACCAUUAUCACUGUGCAGAGGCAGAAUGAUUUCCACUAUGUCUUGCAAGUGGCCUCCCACUUCCACCGCCUCCUCCAGAAGUGCGGGGCGCGUUGCCAGAGCCACCGCAUCCUCCUCUGCAACGUGGAGCCAGACCCCAGCAGCCACCAGGACGUCAGGCUGCUGAGCAGCUUCUUCCCUACCAUCAGUCGUGACAAAGCUGGGGAGAACCCUGACCCCAGGGAGAACCAUUUUGAGAAGGAGAAGCAGGACUAUGUCUUCUGCCUCGAGCAGUCGCUGCUGGUGUACAACCCAGAAUACGUCCUCAUGGUGGAAGAUGAUGCUGUGCCAGAGGAGGAGAUAUUUGCCGUCUUGCAGCACCUCUUGCUGGCCCGCUUCUCCAAACCACACCUCAGGGACGCACUCUACUUCAAGCUUUACCACCCCGAGCGGCUUCAGCGCUACUUCAACCCCGAGCCCAUGAGGAUCCUCGAGUGGCUGGGGCUGGGCAUGUUUCUGGGACCCGUGCUGGCCUGCGUGUACUCCCGGGCAGCGGGGCGUGCCGGCCUCAGCUGGCCCCUGGUCGUCUUCUUUGCCUUGUACAGCAUGGCCCUGUCGGAGCUGGUGGGCCGGCACUACCUGCUGGAGCUGCGCCGUCUGGCG
Molecule: messenger RNA, 936 nt
Organism: Chaetura pelagica (chimney swift)
Lineage: Eukaryota; Metazoa; Chordata; Aves; Apodiformes; Apodidae
Gene: PGAP4
Product: transmembrane protein 246
Exons: 1
Biological process (GO): GPI anchor biosynthetic process
Cellular component (GO): Golgi membrane
Molecular function (GO): glycosyltransferase activity
Source: RefSeq, a predicted model, not a curated record